UCGCCGAGAUUUCCUGAACUGGUCCGUGUUCUCCUGGAAUGGAUUGUCCAUUAUCGCCCCUCUCCGAAGUCCGUUCUUCUCAGGAUACGACUCGAAGAAAUGGCUGUUACAUGUCGCACACGUUGAUUAAUUAACAAUCCAAUUUUGAACUCCCGAGUACCUCCGAACAUGAUUCGUAAUGUAAUCGUUCUCUUCGACGACCGUAAAACGGGAGAAACGCAACGACCGCCAACCACCAUUUCGCGUAAUGGCGGACCGCUGGUGGUUGGCGCCACCUAGUGGCGGCAGAUUCAAACGCGAAACAAUUGCCGAUGAUUUCGGCAAUUGUUUAACGGAAAACACGAAAAUGAUCGAAAUAUUGAAUUUCUCACAGACCCAACUAUUACAGAACAAUGUACUUAUCUGGUUAAUCACGCUAUUAGCCGAGCUUAUGUUGUUGCACUUCUCCGGAAGAAAAGCUUUGAAACUCACGAAACAGAAAAUUCCACUGAUUUCGAAAGAAGCAAGGCAUUUCCGAAAAAACGAAAUUCGCGAAUGGUCGGGCUGGUAGCUGACGGAGCUGCGGACGCGCGUCUCAUUGCCUCGGACUCUCGGAGUGCUUCAUCGAAGCU
Trachymyrmex septentrionalis is the source of this 611-nucleotide messenger RNA. RefSeq lists its product as uncharacterized. The coding region runs from base 248 to 550 and encodes 100 amino acids. The record is from RefSeq and is a predicted model, not a curated record. Lineage: Eukaryota; Metazoa; Arthropoda; Insecta; Hymenoptera; Formicidae. The transcript is spliced from 2 exons.